GAAUUUCUUGUUGCGUAUACUACGAAAAUCCUCUAUGUAAAAAAAAGCGUUUGAUUUCACGUCAUCUAACGUGUAAUAAAUCGAAAUUGAACAAACAGUAAGUUUUUAGAAGGUUUUUCAUGUUACAUAAAUCGAAUGUUACUGAAGUGUUUUAAAUUCGUUAAAUAUGUAUGUUGUUGAUGCUGCAAAAAUUGAAAACGGAGCGACAAGGCUAACCGUUGUACCUUACGUGUGUUCUAUUUGCAAAAAAGCAUUUUUGCAAGAAAACACAUUGUUAGAGCACGUUCAAGAACACGAAGGAAAAGAAGAGUUCCAUGUUCAAGAAUGCGAAGGGGAAGAAGAGUUCCAUAAUCUGCAAAAUGAAGAGAGAGAAGUUUUUGUUCAAGAAUCAGAUGACGGAACAGAUGUGCAUGGUGAAGAAGAUAAAGAGUUUCAGGAAACUGCGCCUGAAAACUCUUCGCUAAAAAGCGAUGUCAAACCUCAUGCGUGUGAUGAAUGUGACCGAAGAUUUUCUUCCAAAGCUUAUCUGCAAAAACACAUUUUACUCCACAAUGGAGAAAAGCCUCAUGCGUGCACAAUUUGUCUGAAGCAGUUUGCUUUGAGAGAUAACCUACAAAAGCAUUACCGAGUGCACGAUCCUUUGAAGCAACGGUUCUAUUGCACAAACUGUGGGAAAGGUUUCACAUCGAAGCAGUACUUGCAGAAACAUGAACUCAUUCAUCAAGGGGUGAAACCUCAUGUUUGUGAAAUAUGUCAGAAAGCUUUCACUCUGAAAACGAACCUCAAUAAGCAUUACUCAACACAUUCGCUGGACAAAUCGAGUUUCAUGUGUGACAUCUGCAAUAAAGGAUUUUCGUCGAAAGCAUAUCUCGAGAAGCAUCACUUGAUACAUGUCGGGGAGAGGCCUCACGUGUGUGGAGUAUGCUUCAAAGCAUUCACUUUGAAAACUAAUUUGCACAAACAUUAUGUCACUCAUACUGGUUUUAGGAAGUUUGGCUGCAACAUUUGCAACAAACGUUUUAAAACGAAGGGUUCUCUUGAGACCCACUUUUUAAUUCACGAUAAACAACGUCCUUAUACUUGUGAAUACUGUCAAAAAACGUUUAAGUUGAAAAGUCUUCAUGAAAAGCAUGAACAAACUCAUUUAGUGUCCUAUUGGUCUAACAAAGGCGAUUCUUCUGCGAAACAACGUAUGAGUUACCCAUCCAUACAAAGGUUAAGUGCUGAAGGAUGGCCAAAUAAUAUGGAUAUUAAACAGGAACUGUAACUUUAUUCCCUUUAAGCCACCAAUAUAUCUUUAUGUCAAAUUACAAAAGUGUUGAACUUGUUUUAUAAAUUGAAUCUUUUCUUUUAAGAAGAGCACAAGUCACAUUUGUUUUGAAAAAUCAAUCAUUUAGAUUGAUUAAAAUAUUUUCUGUUUGGACAUCUGAAGUGUUAGAAAUAAAGUCGAAUUAUCGUAG
Uloborus diversus is the source of this 1460-nucleotide messenger RNA. RefSeq names its product gastrula zinc finger protein xLCGF3.1-like. The transcript has a single exon. Bases 167 to 1267 code for a protein of 366 amino acids. NCBI's taxonomy places the organism in Eukaryota, Metazoa, Arthropoda, Arachnida, Araneae, Uloboridae. The record is from RefSeq and is a predicted model, not a curated record.